CUUCAAAUAUGGUCAAUGAAGAGCUGCAGGCAUUUUGUAGCUCAAAAUCUUUGUUAUUCAGAAAGAGUAUCCAUGUACAAGCUGCUAUGUAUAUAUUGCCCUGCAUUGCUUUUUUCUCUCUUUACAACCUUCAAAUGAGGGUGAUCAAUAUCACGUGAAGAAAGAGGAUCUAAAUCAGGUUUUUGGAUCUUAUUUUUUGACUUUUUUUUUUUUUAUCCUUACAUCUUCAUUUCCCCAUUUCACACUUUCUUGUUAACUUUGAUUUCCAACAUGCGAGAUAUGGAAAAUUUAGUUUAAAACAUCAUAAUUAUUUUAUUCAAAUAUUUAUUCAAUUUAAAAGAUUUAGUGUUUUUACUUAUCUAAACCUGUCAAUCCCAAAUGAUAAAAUAUUAUCUUGGUGAAUUUAAGCAUUCUCCCUUUGAGCUCUACAUAAAGUAAGGAGAUAAAAACCCGAUACAAAACCGAGUAUAUACAUUUCGAGCACAAUACCUCCACUAUUUGAGGGUUUAAUCAACUACUAAAAAAAUAAUAUUUUCAAAACUUCUCUAAAUAAGAGACUCGACCCCUCAACAUUUUUCAUACACCAUCACCCAAUUAGUCCUAAAAAUAAUUUAUAUUUUACUCUCUUUUUUGUUUUGUUUUUGUAGUUACCACUCUUUAAAUAUAUAUAUAAUAAAAAAUAAAAGCUAUGAUAUGUUGUAUUAAAAUAUGUCAUGAAUCUUCUUAUGUUUUGUAAAUUCAGAAUUUAAAUUUUUACUUUUAUUUUAGAAAUGUAUUCUCUCUAUUUUUAUAUUUCAAAAUCUAAAUUUAACUAUUAAUACUGUUAAAGUUAUUUUGUUGAAUUAAGGUUCAUUACUGACGUUAUUUUUAAUUAUAUUAUUAUCGAGUGAAAUUUUUUAUUUCAAAUAUCAUACUAACAAAUUUAACAAUGUUAAUAAUUAAACUUGAAUUUUAAAAUUUAAAAAAUAAAAAAACAAAAUUAAUGGAAAUAAAAAUAUAAGGACUAACAUUUAAAUUUGUGAAGAAUACAUGGACCUAUAUUACAUUUUAACCUAUUAAUUAUUACAAUUGAUGGGUAGCCCCCAAACUAAUGGUCUAACAAACAUGUUUAAUUCCCAUCAGAAACAUCUAGAUUUUGAUAUUUAAAAAAUAAAAAAUAAAAAAUUUAAAUUUUGUAAAUAGGUUAAAAUUGCCAAAUAUUAUAGUUUAUUUAAUACAAAUCACCUGCUCACUCCACGUGUGCAAAUACUAUUAGUCGGUUUAUAUCAAACACGAACUUCUUCAUCAAGAAAAUCAAACGGUCGUCAAUCUCCAACAUAUGAAACGGUUCAGAUUUAAAACACCUUCAGUAAACGGUCUAGAUUAAAUCUAACGUGUACACACUCACGCCCUCUAUAGCCACAAAACCCGAUACUAAGAGCUUCAAAGAAAACAAGUCAAACAACACUCAAAUCUUACAUUUCUCUGUUUUUUUUUUCUUUCAAUAUUCAAAAACGUUUCAAAGCGAGUAGUUGGUAUUUUUUUUCUUUUAAGAAUUUGUGUGGAAAAAAAAAAGAAAAAAAAAUGGCUGAGCACGAAGAGAAGAAGCACGAGGAAUCUUUGAUGGAAAAGAUAGCGGAGAAGAUCCAUGGUCAUGAUUCAUCGUCAUCGUCGUCGGAUUCCGAUGACGACAAGCAAUCGGAAUCUUCGAUCAAGGACAAGGUGUUUCGUCUCUUUGGAAGAGAAAAGCCCGUCCACCAUGUUUUCGGUGGAGGCAAACCGGCCGACAUUUUACUGUGGAGGAACAAAAAGAUCUCAGCAGGAGCGCUUGGUGUUGCAACUGUGAUAUGGGUUUUGUUUGAAUUGCUUGAAUAUCACCUGCUCACUCUAGUGUGUCACUUGUUGAUACUUGCUCUUGCAUUGCUCUUCUUGUGGUCAAAUGCUACUCAGUUCAUCAACAAGUCUACACCGCAUAUCCCGGAAGUUCAAAUCCCUAAGGAACCAGUUUUAGAGUUUGCCAUGGCACUUAGGUUUGAGAUUAACCGGGCUUUCGCUGUCCUGCGGGAUAUUGCAUUAGGAAGAGAUCUUAAGAUGUUCCUCUCUGUUAUUGCUGGAUUAUGGGUCUUGUCUAUUGUGGGAAGUUGGUGCAACUUCUUGACGCUGUUCUAUAUAGUCUUCGUAGUACUUCACACUGUACCUGUGCUGUACGAGAAGUAUGAGGACAAGGUGGAUCCCUUUGCCGAGAAAGCAAUGCAUGAGAUUAAGAAGCAGUAUGCAGUGUUUGAUGCAAAAGUUCUAAGUAAGAUUCCUAUGGGACCGUUAAAGCAAAAGAAGAAGGAUUAGUUUACCGGUCAGGAUGUUGAUGCUGCUAGGUUCAGAGGACUGUAUUUCAUGAAGUUGUUGAGUUUUAUCCAGUAUCAGUUAGAAUCCUGCUUUUAUCCUUUUCUUUUGUAGUAACUGGGUUCAAAAUGAUGAUGAAUAUGGAAACUUUUUUUUUUUCUUAACAUCUUUGGUUCUGCUGUCAUACAUGGGAGCUGUCCCAUGGAUUUAUAUGCUAUGUGAGACAAUAUGUUAUUUUAUUGCAUGUUGAUUAAUGGAUUGUACACCGAAUUGCAAGUUCUUUGGAA
Molecule: messenger RNA, 2606 nt
Organism: Gossypium arboreum
Lineage: Eukaryota; Viridiplantae; Streptophyta; Magnoliopsida; Malvales; Malvaceae
Product: reticulon-like protein B3
Exons: 6
Coding region: 1564-2322 (252 amino acids)
Source: RefSeq, a predicted model, not a curated record